Molecule: messenger RNA, 1965 nt
Organism: Tetrahymena thermophila SB210
Lineage: Eukaryota; Ciliophora; Oligohymenophorea; Hymenostomatida; Tetrahymenidae
Product: transmembrane protein, putative
Exons: 1
Source: RefSeq, a predicted model, not a curated record
AUGGGAGAUUAAGCAGAAGAUAACAAAAUAAAUAAAAACUAGAGUUUUUAUGAAUUUAAAGACGAUUAGGAUAUUAAAACUGAGGAAUCAGAAGAGCAGCAAUCUCAAUAGCCAGAAGAAAAAAAUGAGGAACAUAAAGAAGGAGAAGCUUAAGGCGAAGAAGUUAAAAAGAAAAAAACUACCUCUGCAAAAUUCUAUGCAGUCUUCAUCACGAUUAUUCUGACUCUGUUUUGGAACAUGUUCAUAUUAUAUCCGGUCAAGGUUGUAACUGAAUCUUUCAAGUUAAUAUAUAAUCUAUUUACUGUAUUUUGUGGAGAAUUCGAUUUAAAGCAAAAAAUAAUCAAUCCUAUCUUGAGUGUAGUAUUUUCACUAAGUAUCAUUUAUGUUUGCUAUUCAACAAUAUAAGGAGUACUUAGUUCAAAGGAUGAUGUCUAUGUUUUUUGGUUCAUUGAUAGCUUUUUCCUUUUUAUAUCUCACAUUAUGAUUUACACCAUCAUUUAGAUGUCCAUCAAUGACGAAUUCGAUUUGAACUUUAGAAAAAUUUUUGAUUGCAGUGGUGACAAUUAAGAUGUUUUACUUGUCCAUGCUGAUGAUUUCGAUUGCGAUCUCAUUAUGGAUUUACCACUUGAUGAUGACGAAUGGAAAGAUGAGUAUACUAGAAUUAUGGGAGAAGUUUUAGAAGUCGAUGUUAAAUCUUAACGCUUCAAUACCUUUGCUAACCCUAUUAAACAUAUUUAAUUUAGAUAAUAUGUAGGAUAUCAACUAAUAAAGGGAUAAAAUAGAAAAUUAAGACCUCACAUGGGUUAAUUUAUAACCUUGCAAGUGCUAGCACUUUUAAAAACUCUGUUUUGUGUUUUUUACAUUGUCUAUCAUUUUAAAACUUUCACUUCAAAAGAUUUAUUGAAUGUAGUGUGCAUAACUCUUUUCACAACAAAUGAAAUCUACUGUCUUAGUUCUAUGCUAAGUAACUAUGACUUACGUCGUAAGACUUUGAUGGUAAAAAAUAUAACUGAGUCUUUGGUAAUUAAAGGAUAGAAAGCAAGUUAUGAAAAUGCUAUUGAUUUGACUAGUAGCGAAAGCAUAGAAACAUGGGAUAACACACGUCGUUGCAUCUACGAAUUUUUCUCUGAAACAUAAUAUAAGUUAGAAAGAAGUUAUAUCUGCUUAUUCAUAUAUUACAUCUUUAUUGCUAAUAUUAUUUUGGCUGCUUAUGGAGAAAUAUACAUCGUCAUUCACAAAGACUCUAUCUUGUUACAAAAUUUAACUGUUGUUUCUUCAACAUUUACUUUCAUUUUGUUGAAUGCCCUUAUCUUUUUCAGAAUUUACUUUGGUUCUAAAUUUAAUGAAACUUUUGAAGAUCUUUAAGAUAAAGUUGAAAAUCUUAUUGGUAUCUAUCAAGAUAUGGCUUAAAUGUAUGACUACAAUUUCAAACAAAGAGGAGUUACUAUCUAAGAUUAUAUUAACAUAGUUAAAUAUUACUAAAACAUAGAUGAUUCUAAUGAAGAAGAAGAAGGGUCUUAAAAAGAAGUUGAAAAAUCAAACUAAGAAAUUGCUAAAUAGCCUGCUGAAACAGCUUCAGUAUUAAAAGAUAAGGAGCUUCUAGAAUCUACAAUUGAAGGAGAAAAUAAUUACUAUACUUGCUAUGAAAUUCUUGUCUCUAAGAUUAUGUACAUUUCAUAAUACUAUAUCAAGCACAAGCAACCAUUUUAAGGAUAGAUAUUCACCAAAGAUUAAGAAAGUUAAUUAUAGAUGAAAAUUAUCUUGAAUAAUAUUAAAAGCUUAAAAAGAAUCAAAUCAUAGAUUAUUGUAGAUAACAAAUGCUCUAGCUAUUAGCUAUUUAACCUUCUAAAGCUUGACUUUAAAGAUACUUUGUUUACUAUUCUGUUAGGUUUUGCUACUUUGUUACCUUCUAUAAUAUCUAAGUUCAUAGAAUAAUUCUCAAGUAUUGAAAAACCUAAGGCUUGA